This is a messenger RNA of Nomascus leucogenys (northern white-cheeked gibbon), 1369 nucleotides long. Its product is annotated as granulocyte-macrophage colony-stimulating factor receptor subunit alpha. The coding region runs from base 50 to 1369 and encodes 439 amino acids. The record is from RefSeq and is a predicted model, not a curated record. Gene Ontology annotation, cellular component: membrane; external side of plasma membrane. NCBI's taxonomy places the organism in Eukaryota, Metazoa, Chordata, Mammalia, Primates, Hylobatidae. The transcript has 12 exons. Gene Ontology annotation, biological process: cytokine-mediated signaling pathway. Gene Ontology annotation, molecular function: cytokine receptor activity; protein binding.
GUGUGACAUUUUCUCUCCUGCAGCUCUUCCCUUCCCUCUGACCAGCACGAUGCUUCUCCUGGUGACAAGCCUUCUGCUCUGUGAGUUGCCACACCCAGCAUUCCUCCUGAUCCCAGAGAAAUUGGAUCCGCGAACAGUGGUACCAGCUUCUAGUCUCAAUGUGAGGUUUGACUCCAGGACGAUGAAUUUAAGUUGGGACUGCCAAGAAAACACAACCUUCAGCAGGUGUUUCUUAAUUGACAAGAAGAACAGAGUCGUGGAACCCAGGCUCAGUAACAACGAAUGUUCAUGCUCAUUUCGUGAAAUUUGUCCACAUGAAGGAGUCACAUUUGAGGUUCACGUGAAUACCAGUCAAAGAGAAUUUCAGCAAAAACUGCUUUAUCCAAACUCAGGUAGGGAGGGUACCGCUGCUCACAAUUUCUCCUGUUUCAUCUACAAUGUGGAUUUCAUGAACUGUACCUGGGCGAGGGGUUCGACGGCCCUCCAUGACGUCCAGUAUUUUUUGUACAUACAAAACUCAAAUAGAAAAAGGGAGAUCCAGUGUCCUUAUUACAUACAAGAUUCGGGAACCCAUGUGGGAUGUCACCUGGAUAACCUGUCAGGAUUAACGUCUCGCAAUUACUUCCUGGUUAAUGGAACCAGCCGAGAAAUUGGCAUCCAAUUCUUCGAUUCACUUUUGGACACAAAGAAAAUAGAACGAUUCAACCCUCCCGGCAAUGUCACUGUACGUUGCAACACGACGCACUGCCUUGUACGGUGGAAACAGCCCAGGACCUAUCAGAAGCUGUCGUACCUGGACUUUCAGUACCAGCUGGAUGUCCACAGAAAGAAUACACAGCCUGGCACUGAAAACCUACUGAUUAAUGUUUCUGGUGAUUUGGAAAAUAGAUACAACUUUCCAAGCUCUGAGCCCAGAGCGAAACAUAGUGUGAAGAUCAGAGCUGCAGACGUCCGCAUCCUGAAUUGGAGUUCCUGGAGUGAAGCCACUGAAUUUGGUAAGCGUUGGGCGGAGUUUCACUCUGUCACCCAGGCUGGAGUGCAGCAGCACGAUCUCGGCUCACUGCAACCUCCGCCUCCCGGGUUCAAGCGAUUCUCUUGCCUCAGCCUCCUGAGCUCUGACGGCAGAAACCUCAGCUCUGUGUACAUUUACAUGCUCCUGAUCAUGGGAACCCUUGUCUGUGGCCUCAUCCUUGGCUUCCUCUUUAAAAGGUUCCUUAGGAUACAGCAACUGUUCCCACCAGUUCCACAGAUCAAAGACAAACUGAAUGAUAACCAUGAGGUGGAAGAUGAGAUCACCUGGGAGGAAUUCACCCCAGAGGAAGGGAAAGACUACCGCAAAGAGGUCUUGACGGUGAAGGAAAUUACCUGA